Pteropus alecto (black flying fox) is the source of this 14868-nucleotide messenger RNA. It is a transcript of the gene ALMS1, whose product is annotated as ALMS1, centrosome and basal body associated protein. Gene Ontology annotation, cellular component: cytosol; centriole; centrosome. The record is from RefSeq and is a predicted model, not a curated record. NCBI's taxonomy places the organism in Eukaryota, Metazoa, Chordata, Mammalia, Chiroptera, Pteropodidae. The transcript is spliced from 25 exons. Bases 41 to 14545 code for a protein of 4834 amino acids. Gene Ontology annotation, biological process: regulation of centriole replication.
UCCCCUCCUCCUCCUCAGCCUCAGAGAGCGAGUCGCCAAGAUGGAGCCCGAAGACCUGCCGUGGCCCGGUGAGCUCGAGGAGGAAGAGGAGGAGGACGAGGAGGACGAGGAGGAGGAGGUGGAGAAGGAGGAGGAUGAGGAGAAGGCGGAGGAGACGGAGACGGAGACGGAGACGAACUUGGACGAGGUUGAGGUGGUGAUGGUGGAGGACGAUGACGCGCGGGAACUGGACGCGGACUUGACCUACGAGAGCCAGCCUCUGGAGAGUACGGACGACGAGGAGGACGAGGAGGCCAGGGCUUGGCUGCAGGCGCACCCCAGCGGGACUUUGCCUCUGCCGCCGCUACCGAAGCACCGCUACACCGACAGCAAGCGGAUCCGCUCCGAGAAGAUUCUGUUGACUGGUCAUGUAUGGAAACAGUCAUGUCAAGACAAUAGUAGAACACAGAUUUCUGAUACUAAUGUGGUCUCUUUGGAAGAUACAACUCACUUGGAUUCUGGAGAUGACCAGAGAACAGAAUCUUGGCAUUUUCUUCCUCAAGAAAUCGACUCUUCUCACACCUUGGAUACAACUCAGACCAGGUUUAAUGUGAGAAAGGAAGGGACAGAAGUGACAGACUCCCCCUCUGUGGAGGAAGGUAUAUUGACCCAAUCAGAAAAUCAAGUAAAGGAGCCCAACAGAGAUCUCUUAUGUUCUCCAUUGCUAGUCAUACAAGACAGUUUUGCUUCUCCUGAUUUGCCUUUGCUGACAUGUUUGACACAAGAUCAAGAGUUUGGGCCUGAUUCCUUAUUUCAUGAAAGUGAACUAGAUUUUGCACCUCUGAGGGGAAUUCCUGGUAAGUCUGAAGAUACCGAGUGGUUUUCUCGACCGUCUGAAGUUAGUGAAGCUUUAUUCCAGGCAGCCUCGGAAGUAGCUUCAGAUUUAGGUAACAGUCGCUUUAGUGUAUCUCAGCACCCACUUAUAGGUAGUUCAGCUGUAGAGUCUCAGGGCUCUUUUUUACCUCCUGAACAAGGAACCAAAGAGGAGACUAUUUCAUCUGAUACAGUUGAUGAACUGAAAACCCCCAAAGACUCUGAUAGUUAUGCUCUUUGUUCAUAUAUGUCAUGGAAGACACAAGAAGUUACACAGGAGCCAGAAACUGAUUUAGCUGAUAAAGAUCAAGUUUCCUUUUCAACUUCAUCUGAUACAAGUGAUGAAUACGUAACUCCUAAAGAAAGUGACACUUUUGUUGCUGCUUGUUCGUAUGUGCAGUAUUGGAAACAGGAAUUUUUACAGCAAUCAGAAAACUAUUUAACCAGAGAGGACCAUGAUCCUUGUUCAGAUUCAUCUGACACAACUGAUAAAAAUAAAAUUCCUGAGGGAAGUGACAGUUUUAGCACCCCUAUUUCAUGUAUGCCAUGGAGCAAACAGAGAGUUUCAUAUCAUCCAGGAACAUGUUUAAUCGAAGGCCUCCAGGGGAAGGCUGAAUCUGACAUCUUUACUCUGGGUGAUGAUACUGAAUGCUGUAGCCUAGAUGAAAAUGCUGUUGUGUGCAGUAAAAGAGUUGCCGAACUACAAAGAGAGGUAUGUGACCAAAGUGACUUGACUGAUGAGUGCAUUGAGCUAGCAGGCUUCGAAAAUUUGCUUGAUGAUCUAGAUAUUUGUGACAGCUCCCUGCAGUGGCAGUCUGAUUUACAUCUACCAUCCAAAGAAGAGAGCAGUUUUGAAGAGCUUGUAGGUCAUUCUAAUAUGGACAUUAAUCAGUCUUUUUCAUCUGCAUUGCCUCCAUUUGUUCCUCAUGAGCCAACCAGAGAGUUUGAAUAUCACUCUUCAGAUCUCAGAAUGUUGAGGGUAUCUCCUGAGAUUAUGCCAGAGACUUUUAUACAUUUAGCAGAAGAUAAUUCUAAAGGAGGCACAACUGAAAUUACUCAAUCCAACUUGAAACCAGGCAUCACUACCAUUCCUGGAGAUUCACACAUCGGAUCUCAUUUACCCUUGUCCCCUGAAGACUUUCCUCAAUUUGUCGUAAGGUCUUCUGUGGAGAAUACUGUUGGUCAACACACUGAUACUCUCAACCAACAAAUAUUGGCAGAUGGUCGUGUAACUGAAGAGACACCAGAUGUUUCAGCUGUUCCUGAACUAGCAGACCAGAAGACUGGGAUAUCAGCAGUACUCUCUAGUUCCUACUCACGAAGAGAGAAACCCAGCGUUUUCUACCCACAGGCCUUGAGAAACAGUAAUCUAACUGAAGAGGCUCUAAGAGUUUUAGCUGUUUCUGGAGCUGCUGACCAGAAGGCUGGCAUAUAUACAAUUCCUCCAAGUUCCUACUUACUUGGAGAGAAGCAUAAUAUUUUCUACCAACAGGCAUUGCCAGAUAGUCACACAGAAGGGGCUCUGAAAGUUUCAGCUGUUCUUGCACCUGUUGACCAGAAGACUGAGAAAACAACAGUACCUUCUACUUCUUACUCAAAUAGAGAGAAGCCCUUUGUUUUCUCCCAGCAACAGCUACCAGGCAGUCAUCUAACUGAACAGACUCUGAAAGUUUCAGGUUUUGCUGAACCAGCUGAUCAAACUACUGGGAUACCAACAGUACCCUCUACUUCUUAUUUACAUGGAGAGAAGCCCCAUGUUUUCUAUCAACAGACAGAAAGUCAUUUCACUGAAGAGGCACUGAAAGUUUCAGCUUCUCCUGGACUUGCUGACCAGAAGAGUGGGAUACCUACAGUAACCUCUACUUCUUACUCACAUAGAGAGAAGCCCUUUAUUUUCUCCCAACAAGAGCUGCCAGACAGUCAGCUAAUUGAACAGUCUCAGCAAGUUUCAGCUGCUCCUGUACCCACUGAACAGAAGACUGGGAUAUCAACUGUACCCUCUACUUCUUACUCACAUGGAGAGAAACUCCAUAUUUUUUAUCAGCAGGUGUUAACAGAAAGUCAUCUAACUGAACAGGCACUGAAAGUUCCAGCUGCCCUUGGUUCUGCUGAAGAGAAGAUUGGGGUACCAAUAGUACCCUCUACUCCUUACUCACAUAGUGAGAAGCCCAGUGUUUUCUACCAACAAGAGUCACCAGACAGUCAUCUAACUGAACAGCCUCAGCAAAUCUCAGCUGUUUCUGGAUUCACUGACCAGAAAACUGGGGUUCCAACAGUUCCCUCUACGCCUUACUCACGUAGAGAGAAGCCCAGUGUUUUCUACCAGCAGGAGUCACCAGACAGUCAUCUAACUGAACUACCACCCCAAAUUUCAGGUGUUUCUGGAUUCACUGACCAGAAGACUGACGGGAUACCAACAGUAACUUCUGCUCCUUACUCACAUAGAGAGAAGCCCAGUGUUUUCUACCAACAGGAGUUGCCGGACAGUCAUCUAACUGAACAGCCUCAGCAAAUUUCAGGUGUUUCUGCAUUCGCUGACCAGAAGACUGGGGUUCCAACAAUAACUUCUACUCCUUACUCACAUAGAGAGAAACGCAGUGUUUUCUUUCACCAGGAGUUGCCACACAGUCAUCUAAGUGAACGGGCAUUGAAAGUUCCUGCUGCUCCUGGAUCUGCUGAAGAGAAGACUGGGGUACCAACAGUACCCUCUACACCUUACUCACAUAGAGAGAAGCCCAGUGUUUUUUACCAACAGGAGUUGCCGGACAGUCAUCUAACUGAACAGUCUCAGCAAAUUUCAGCUGUUUCUGGAUUCGCUGAUCAGAAGACUGGGAUUCCAACAGUAACUUCUUACUCACAUAGAGAGAAGCCCAGUGUUUUUUACCAACAGGAGUUGCCAGACAGUCAUCUAACUGAACAGCCUCAGCAAAUUUCAGCUGUUUCUGGAUUCGCUGAUCAGAAGACUAGUGGGAUUCCAACAGUAACUUCUUACUCACAUAGAGAGAAGCCCAGUGUUUUUUACCAACAGGAGUUGCCAGACAGUCAUCUAACUGAACAGCCUCAGCAAAUUUCAGCUGUUUCUGGAUUCGCUGAUCAGAAGACUAGUGGGAUUCCAACAGUAACUUCUUACUCACAUAGAGAGAAGCCCAGUGUUUUUUACCAACAGGAGUUGCCGGACAGUCAUCUAACUGAACAGUCUCAGCAAAUUUCAGCUGUUUCUGGAUUCGCUGAUCAGAAGACUGGGAUUCCAACAGUAACUUCUUCUCCUUACUCACAUAGAGAGAAACGCAUUGUUUUCUAUCAGCAGGAGUCACCAGACAGUCAUCUAACUGAACAACCUCAGCAAAUCUCAGCUGUUUCUGGAUUCACUGACCAGAAAACUGGGGUUCCAACAGUUCCCUCUACGCCUUACUCACGUAGAGAGAAGCCCAGUGUUUUCUACCAGCAGGAGUUGCCGGACAGUCAUCUAACUGAACUGCCUCAGCGAAUUUCAUCUGUUUCUGGAUUCACUGACCAGAAGACUGGUGCGAUACCAACAGUAACUUCUUCUCCUUACUCACAUAGAGAGAAGCCCAGUGUUUUUUACCAACAGGAGUUGCCGGACAGUCAUCUAACUGAACAGCCUCAGCAAAUUUCAGCUGUUUCUGAAUUCGCUGACCAGAAGAUUGACAGGAUACCAACAGUAACUUCUUCUCCUUACUCACAUAGAGAGAAGUCUAGUGUUUUCUACCAACAGGAGUUGCCAGACAGUCAUCUAACUGAACAGCCUCAGCAAAUUUCAGCUGCUUCUGAAUUCGCUGACCAGAAGAUUGACAGGAUACCAACAGUAACUUCUUCUCCUUACUCACAUAGAGAGAAGCCUAGUGUUUUCUACCAACAGGAGUUGCCGGACAGUCAUCUAACUGAACAGCCUCAGCAAAUUUCAGCUGCUUCUGAAUUCGCUGACCAGAAGAUUGACAGGAUACCAACAGUAACUUCUUCUCCUUACUCACAUAGAGAGAAGCCUAGUGUUUUCUACCAACAGGAGUUGCCGGACAGUCAUCUAACUGAACAGCCUCAGCAAAUUUCAGCUGCUUCUGAAUUCGCUGACCAGAAGAUUGACAGGAUACCAACAGUAACUUCUUCUCCUUACUCACAUAGAGAGAAGCCUAGUGUUUUCUACCAACAGGAGUUGCCGGACAGUCAUCUAACUGAACAGCCUCAGCAAAUUUCAGCUGUUUCUGGAUUCACUGACCAGAAGACUGACGGGAUACCAACAGUAACUUCUGCUCCUUACUCACAUAGAGAGAAUCCCAGUGUUUUUUACCAACAGGAGUUGCCAUACAGUCAUCUAACUGAACAGGCACUGAAAGUUCCAUCUGCUCCUGGAUCUGCUGAAGAGAAGACUGGCAUACCAACAGUUCCUUCUACGCCUUACUCACAUAGAGAGAAACCCAGUGUUUCCUACCAGCAGGAGUCACCAGACAGUCAUCUAACUGAACAGCCUCAGCAAAUUUCAGCUGUUUCUGGAUUUGUUGAUCAAAAGACUGGGGUUCCAACAGUACUGUCUACUCCUUACUCACAUAGAGAGAAACGCAUUGUUUUCUACCAGCAGGAGUCACCAGACAAUCAUUUAACUGAACAGCCUCAGCAAAUUUCAGCUGUUUCUGGAUUCGCUGACCAGAAGACUGGGGUUCCAACAGAACUGUCUACUCUUUACUCACAUAGAGAGAAACGCAUUGUUUUCUACCAGCAGAAGUCACCAGACAAUCAUUUAACUGAACAGCCUCAGCAAAUUUCAGCUGUUUCUGGAUUCGCUGACCAGAAGACUGAGGUUCCAACAGAACUGUCUACUCCUUACUCACAUAGAGAGAAGCCCAUUGUUUUCUACCAACAAGAGUCACCAGACAGUCAUCUAACUGAACAAUCUCAGCAAGUUUUAACUAUUCCUGGAUUCACUGAACUGAACACUGGGAUACUAACAGGGUCCUCUGGGUCCUACUCGUUUGAAGGAAAGCCCCAUAUUUUCUACCGGCAGGCAUUACCAGAUAGUCAUCUAACUGAAGAAUCUCUGAAAGUUUCAUCUGCUCCUAUACCAGGUGACCAGAAGACUGAUAUACUAACAGUACCCUCUAGUUCCAGCUCACAUAGAGAGAAGCCCAAUAUUUUCUACCAACAGGAGUUGUCAGACAGUCAUUUAACUGAACAGACUCAGGAAGUUUCAACUGUUUCUGGACCAUCAUCUGACCAGAAGACUGGGAUAACAACAGUUACUUCUACUUCUUACUUUCAUAGGGAGAAGCCCUUUAUUAUCUACCCACAGAGUUUAUCAAACAGUCAUCUACCUGAAGAGGCUCUGAAAGUUACAGUUUUUCCUGGACCAGCUGACCAGAAGACUGGGUUACCAUCAGAACCUUCUAGUUCCUACUCUACUAAAGAGAAACCUAUUAGUUUCUAUCCACAGGUCUUACCAGACAUUCAUUUUACUGAAGAGGCCCUGAAAGUUUCUACCAUUUCUGAACCACCUGACCAGAAUACUGGGGUACCAACACAGAGCUUGACAAAGGGUCAUGUACCUGAAGAGGCUCUGAAAGUUUUAGUUGUUCCUAGACCAGCUGACCAGAAGACAGGGGUACCAAUAGUACUCUCUACUUCCUAUCCACAUAGAGAGAAGCACAUUAUUAUUUCACCACAGGCCUUGCCAGACAGUCAUCUACUUGAAGAGGCUCUAAAAGUUUUAGCUGUUUCUGGACCUGCUGACCAGAAGACUGGGUUACCAUCAGAACCUUUUAGUUCCUACUCAGAUAGAGAGAAGCCCAUUAUUUUCUCCCCACAGAGCUUGACAAAGAGUCAUAUACCCGAAGAGGAUCUGAAAGUUUUAGCUGUUCCUAGACCAGCUGACCAGAAGACUGAGACUGAGGUACCAAUAGUACCCUCUACUUCUUACCCACAUAGAGAGAAGCACAUUAUUAUUUCACCACAGGCUUUGCCAGGCAGUCAUCUACUUGAGGAAGCUCUAAAAGUUUCAGCUGUUUCUGGACCUGCUGACCAGAAGACUGGGUUACUAUCAGAACUUUCUAGUUUCUACUCACCUAGAGAGAAGUCCAGUAUUUUCUCCCAACAAGAGUUGCUACAUAGUUAUCUAACUGAAGAGACUUUGAAAAUUUCAUCUGCUUCUGGAAUAGGUGACCAGAAGACUGGGGUACCAACAGUACCUUCAAGUUCCUACUCACUCGGAGGGAAACCCAUUAUUUUCUACCAACAGGCCUUACCAGAUAGACAUCUCACUGAAGAGGCUCUGAAUGUUUCAGCUUCUCCUGGACCAGCUGACCAGAAGAUUGGGAUACCUACAAUAACCUCUCCUUCCUACUCUCUUAAAGAGAAGCCCCUUAUUUUCUACCCACAGUCCUUGUCAGACAGGCAGCUAACUGAAGAGGUUCAGAAAGUUUCAGCUGUUCCUCUACCAAGUGACCAGAAAACCAGAAUACCGUUAGUGACCUCUGCUUCCUACUCAAAUAAAGAGAAACCCAUUAUCUUCUACCAGCAGGCCUCGCCAGAUAGUCAGCCAACUGUAGAAGCUCUGAAAGUUUCAACUGUUCCUGAACCAGGUGACCAGAAUACUAGAAAACCAGCAGUAACCUCUGCUGCUUACUCACAGAGAGAGAAGCCUGUUAUUUCUUACCAACAGAAGUUGCCAGGUAGUCAUCUAACUGAAGAGGCUCCGAAAGUUUCAGGUAUUCCUGGAACAGCUGACCAGAAGACUGGGUUACCCGUAGUACCAUCUAGUUUCUAUUCUUAUAGAGAGAAGCCCAUCAUUUCUUACCAGGAAGAAUUGUCAGAUCUUACUCAGACGGCUUUAAAAGUUUUAGGCAUUUCUGGACCAGGUAACCAGAAGACUAGGAUACCAGUAGUAACUUCUACUUCUUAUUCACAUGGAGAGAAGCCUGUUAUUUCUUACCAGCAAGACUUGCCAGAUCCUAAUGAAGAUGCUUUAAAUGCUUUAGUGGUUCCUGGACCAGUUGAUCAGAAGACUGGUAUACGAAUUGUGCCGCCUUCUUCCUAUUCACAUAGAGAAGGUUCCAUCUUUUCUUACCAGAAGGAAUUGCCAGAUAUUACUGAAGAAACUUUGGAAGUUUCCACUGUCCCUGGACCAGCUGACCAGAAGACUGCAAUACAAAUAAUCCCCUCUAGUUCCUACUCAUAUAAAGAGAAGGGCAGUAUUUUUAACCAGCAGAAGCUGCCAGAUACUACUGAAGAAGCUUUAAACGUUUUUGUUAUUCCUGGACCAGCUGACCAGAAGACUGAGAUACUAGCAGGACCUUCUAGUUCUUACUCACAUAAAGAGAAACCCAAGAUUUCGACUGUGAUUGGACCAGAUGACCAGAAGACUCCAUUACUGACAGUUUUUCAUAAUUCUUAUUCUCAGAGAGUAAAGCCCAGUAUUUUCUUUAAACAGCAUUUGCCAGGUAGACAUCAUGGUGAAGAUAUUCUGAAGAUUUCAUCUGUCCCUGAACCAACUGACGUGAAUUCUGGGAUACCAGUACAUCUUCCUAGUUCCUAUUCUCACAGAGAGAAAUCUAAUAUUUCCUACCCACAGGAAUUGCCAGACAAACAUCUAACUGAAGAUGUACUGAAGAUUUCAGCAAUUCCUGGAUCAGUUGACCAAACAACUGUGUUACCAGCAGCAACUCCUAGUUUUAUUUCACACAGAGAAAAACCAAAUACAUUCUCUCAGUGGGAUUUGGCAGAUAGGUAUCUAACUGAAAACGCCCUGAAGUUCUCACGUGGUCCUGGGCAAUCUGAUCAGAUUACUGGGUUAUCAACAGUUUCCCCUGGUGCUUAUUAUUCACAUAGUGAGAAGCACAAACUUGUUUCAGACCAUGUCCAAAAACUAAUAGAUAAUUUGGAUUCUCCUAACUCUAGUAUUAUCUCAAACAAUAUGUCUUUAAAUUCUCAGGCUGAUGGUAGAAUUGUAAUAAAUAAGCCAGAACCUUCAGGUUUUGAUGAUGUAGGCUCUGAGGAAUUCCAAUAUACAGACAAUGGUUCUAAAACUCUUAAAGAGAUUCGGACACUUUUAAUGGAGGCAGAAAAUAUAGCACUGAAACGAUGCAAUUUUCCUGCUCCCCUUGUCCCUUUCAGAGAUGUUAGUGAUAUUUCAUUUAUUCAGUCUAAGAAGGUGGUUUGCUUCAGAGAACCCCUUAAAACUGAUGAAUCUAAUGUCGAUUUGCCUCAGAGACAGCCAUUCACAGAGGAAAGCCCAAGCAACAAGUGUAUACAGAAAAAUAUUAGCACACAGACGAAUCUCAAAUGCCAGAGAGGCAUUGAAAAUUGGGAGUUUAUUAGUUCAACUACAGUUAGAAAUCCUCUACAAGAAGCAGAAAGCAAAGCUAGAGAGGGAUUAGAUGAAACCCUUCGGCACUGUAAAGCAGUCAAAUCUGUAAUGAGAUCUGAACCUGAAGGGUGUAGUGGAACCAUUGGGAAUAAAAUUCUCAUCCCUAUGAUGACUUUCAUAAAAAGUGAUUCAAGUAGUGAUGCAAGUUCCUGUUCAUGGGACAGUAAUUCGUUAGAGUCAGUUUCUGAUGUUCUUCUAAACUUACUUCCAUAUGCUUCACCGAGGACAAGCAUGACAGAUAGCAGAGAGGAAGAGGGUGUGUCAGAGAGUGAUGAUGGGUGUGGUAGUAGUGUAGAUUCACUGGCUGCACAUGUGAAAAACCUUCUGAAAUGUGAAUCCUCAUUGAAUCAUGCUAAACAAAUACUCAGAAAUGCGGAGGAAGAGGAAUGUCGGGUACGAGCACGAGCCUGGAAUCUGAAGUUUAAUAUGGCUCGUGACUGUGGCUACUCCAUUUCAGAAUUAAAUGAGGAUGACAGGAGAAAAGUAGAAGAGAUCAAAGCAAAAUUAUUUGGUCAUGAGAGAACAACAGAUUUGUCCAAGGGUUUACAGAGUCCACGGGGAAUAGGAUACAAGCCAGAAGCUGUCUGUAGUCACAUCAUUAUCGAGAGCCAUGAAAAAGGAUGUUUCAGGACUCUAACUGCUGAACAACCACAAUUGGACAGCCAUCCCUGUGUUUUCAGAUCUGCUGCACCCUUAGAAAUGAUCAGAGGACGACGGAGUCCAUCAUCAUGGAGAACCAGGCACUUCAACCUUUCCAACUCACUAGAUCAGAGCAACCCCCAUUUCAAAGUUUGGAAUUCCUUGAGGUUACAAAGUCAUUCCCCAUUUCAAAACUUUACAGCUGAUGACUUCAAAAUAAGCAAGGGUUUUCAAAUGCCAUUUCGUGAAAAGAUGGACCCUUGGCUGUCAGAAUUAGAACCUGCUUGUGUGCCACCUGAAGAAAUGGAUUGUCAUUCUUCAUCACAAAUGCUGCCCCCAGAGUCCAUGAAAAAGUUUACUACUUCCAUCACUUUUUCAUCUCACCGACAUUCUAAAUGCUUUUCAGAUUCCUCUGUUCUUAAGGUUGGUGUUACCGAAGGUAGCCAGUGUACUGGAGCAUCCGUAGGGGUAUUUAAUUCUCAUUUCACUGAAGAGCAGAAUCUGCCUAGAGAUCUAAAACAGGAAAUCUCUUCCCCUUCGUCAUUUAAAAUCAUUAGUCAUUCACCAGAUAACGCUGUGACAAUUUUAGCAGAAAGUAGUAGGCAAGGCCAAAAAUUAUCUGUUGAACAGUCUCACCAAGAAGAACAACUCUUAGAAAGACCAGGCAGUCAUUCUGAGCCUAGUCCCAGUACAAAUAUUAACAAAUUCAAGGAAGUUCAUUUUUCUGAUAACCAUACUCUCAUUAGCAUGGGCAGACCAAGUUCUACACUAGGAGUAAAAGAGAAGAGUGUAACUAUAACUCCAGAUCUUCCUUCGCAUAUAUUUCUUGACCAACGAGAGCUCUUUGAACAAUGCAAAACCCCAUAUGCAGAUCACCAUGUGAGAAAACACCAUUCUCCCCCUCCUCAAAAUCAGGAUUUUGUAGCUCCGAACCUUCCUUGUCGCAUUUUUCUUGAAAAACGAGAACUCUAUGAACAAAGCAAAGCCCCACAUGUCGAUCAUCAGAUGAGAGAAAGCCACUCUCCCCUUCCGCCAGGUCAGGAUCAUUUAGUUUUAGACCUUCCUUCUUCCAUUUUUCUUGAACAACGCCAACUCUUUGAACAAAGCAAAGCCCCAGGUGUAGAUCACCACAUGCGAAAACAAUAUUUCCCCCUUCCUCAAGAUCAGGAUUACGUAGUAGAAAACAAAGAACAACAUCAGCCUAAAUCAUACAUUUCUAAUAUAAAUGUUGAAGCCAAGUUCAAUAAUGAGGUCUCCCAAUCAACCCCAAGUCAAAGUACAUUAAUAACAUCUCCAUCUACUCCACCUUCAAAUAGAAAAGCACUUUCUUGUGUCCGUAUAACUCUUUCUCCCAAGACUCCUUCCAAGUUGGAUAGUGGAACCUUAGAUAAAAACUUGAUUACAUUGGAUCCUGCUUCUAAAACAAGGAUGAAUAGUGAGUUUGACUUUGACCUACAGAGUAAAUCUUCAAGAUCAUUGGAACCAACCUCCAAAUUACUGACCAGUAAACCUAUAGGUCAAGAAUCUUUAGAUUUUCUAGGAUCUAAAUCUUCACCGGACUUUCAAGUCGUACAGUCUCCUCUUCCAGCUAGUAAUACUCAGGACUUGAAAACAAUACCUUUUCAGAAUAGCCAGAUAGUAACCUCAAAACAAACACAAGUGAACUUUUCAGAUUUGGAAGGAUAUUCCAGUCCAGAAGGGACUGCGGUAUCUGCAGAUCGGUCACUAGGGGAGAUUAAGCCCUCAUUUUCUGCCUUCUCUGGAAAAUUAUCAUCUGAUGCAGUCACUCAGAUAACAACAGAAAGUCCAGAAAAAACCAUGUUUUCAUCUGAGAUUUUUAUUAAUGCUGAAGAUCGUGGACGUGUAAUUCCAGAGCCCAGUACCCAGAAGUUGGGCAAAGUUCCUGUCAAGUUUGCUUCAUCAUCUUCAGUCCAGCAGAUUACUGUUCCUCAUGGCACAGAGGGAGCCCAGCCUUCACUGUUGCCAUAUAAGCCUUCUGGUAGUACGAAGAUGUAUUAUGUUCCACAAUUAGGUCAGAUUCCUUCAUCUACGUCUGGAGAUUCCAAAUCAGACACCACCGUCGAGAGCUCACACUCAGGCUCCAACGAUGCCAUUGCUCCAGACUUCCCAGCUCAGGUGCUAGGCACGAGAGACGAUGACCUGGCACUCACUGUUAAUAUUAAACAUAAAGAGGGGAUCUAUAGUAAGAGGGCAGUGACAAAGGCAUCUUUGCCAAUGGGGAAAAAGCUCUUUCAGAAAGGUAAAACAGAUGCCCAAGUUCAAGUUCUUAUCACUGAAGAUGAGAACCUCUCAGAGAAAAAACAGAAAACCGAGGUCUACAGUAAAAUGGCAAAGACUAAGGCUCCCCAACCUGAAGAAAAAGAAUCCUUGCAGAAAGAUACUGCAGGUUCUAGUCGUGCUGCUACUACAGAGCGCUCAGCUCAACAAGACAAAAAAAUUGAAAGCCCAUCAGUCAUUAAAGCCAUUAAACGGAAAGAGGAGAUCCAUAGUAAGAGGACAGUUCCUAAGGAAGCCUGGUCAGAAGAGAAAGAAUCCUUGCAGAUAGAUAUUGAAGAGUCCAGUUGUCAUUCAGAAUUUGAAAAUACUACCCAUUCUGUGUUCAAGUCAGCCAAGUUUUACUUUCAUCAUCCAGUGCACCUACCCAAUGAUCAAGAGUUUUGCCAUGAAUCCUUAGGGAGGAGUGUUUUCAUGAGACAUUCUUGGAAAGAUUUCUUUCAGCGUCAUCCAGAUAAACAAAGAGAACACAUUUGUCCUCCUCUCCCUUGUCAAAAUGAGGAAAAAACGAAGACAGAUUAUACCAGAGUAGAGAGCCUCAGUAUCAAUGUAAACUUGGAAAACAAAGAAGUAAUACAUCCUACUAAAAGUCAGGCUAGAAAUUAUGCAAAAUGUGACAAACAAAUUAAUGAUCAAAAAAAAGAUCAUAAGGUCGCCCCAGAGCCAACAACUCAGCACACUGCAAAUUUGAAUGAACUCUGGAACAAGUAUCAGGAGCGGCAGAAGCAACAGAAAUGUCCAGGAUCCAGUGACAGGAAAGAACUGUCCUUGGUGGAACGACUUGAUCGUUUGGCUAAACUACUUCAGAAUCCCAUCACACAUUCUCUUCUGCCCUCAGAAAGUACACAAGAUGAUAGCAGAGGGGAACGAGAUGCUAAGGAAUCAUGUGGUAGACAUGAACAGCAGAAAAACAAGCUUCAGAAAAAGAAGCGGUAUAAAAGCUUAGAGAAAUGCCAUAAGAACAUCGGAGAUCUUAAAAAAAACAAGGUGCUUUCUACUCAGCAAGCUGGAAGGUCCGAUCAAAUUAAGAUUGAACAGGUUAAAUUUGAUAAAUAUAUUCUGAGGAAACAGCCAGAUUUUCGAUAUAUAAACAACACUUCUUCAGAUUCUAGACCCUCAGAGGACAGUGAGCUGCUCACAGAUACUGCCACCAACAUCCUUUCUACCACUACUUCUCCUAUGGAAUCAGAUAUAUUCACCCAAACAGAUAAAGAAGUGACUUUGCAAGAGAGGAGCAGCUCUAUUUCCACCAUCGACACUGCCCGAUUGAUCCAGGCUUUUGGCCAUGAAAGAGUUUGUCUGUCACCCAGGCAAAUUAAAUUAUACAGCAGUAUCACUGACCAUCAGAGGAGAUACAUUGAGAAGCGGAACAAGAACAAGAAGAAAGCAUUGACUACAGGUUAUCCCCAAAUGAGUUCUGAGCACACCAGAAGGAAACACAUCCAGGUGGCAAAACAUAUGAUAUCUUCUGACUCAUCUUCUACCAGUAGUUUCUGGAGCUCAAACUCUACCUUUUGCAACAAGCAAAAUGUACAUAUGGUAAAUAAGGGCGUGCAAGCAGGUAACUUGGAGCUUGUGAAUGGUGUCAAAAAAAACACUCGAGAUGUUGGGAUGACUUUCCCAACUCCAAGUUCUAGCGAGGUUAGAGUGGAAGAGGACAGUGAUAUGACUUCUUGGUCAGAAGAAAAAAUAGAAGAGAAAAGGCCCCUUACCAGUUGUCUUGUGGACAGAAAGUUACGGAAGAACAAGCAGAGUUGCUGUGAAGGAGUUUCUUGGUUUGUUCCUGUGGAAAAUGUGAGAACUGGUCCUAAGAAGGAAAACCUGCCUGAGUUUCAUGGCCCUGGUAUCUCCUGGUUUGCACCAAUAACCAGCACCAAACCCUGGAGGGAGCCACUACGGGAACAGAACUGGCAGGGUCAGCACAUGGACCGCUCUUGGUCACCAGCAGGCCCAGGCAGAGGUUCACUGAAGCCAUUUGUGAGAGCAUCCCUACAGGAAUCACUUCAGCUUCACAGACCUGACUUCAUCUCCCGCUCUGGGGAGCGGAUAAAACGCCUAAAGUUAAUAGUCCAGGAGAGGAAACUGCAGAACAUGUUGCAGAGUGAGCGCGAGGCACUGUUCAACACUGUGAAAGAAUGGCAGAGCUACCAGGACCCCAUAUGCCCACUCCCUAAGAGAGGCUUCCUGGCUGCCCAAAAAGACAGACUCAUUGGAAAGAAGGAAAUGAUUCAGAGGUCUAAACGGAUUUAUGAGCAGCUUCCAGAAAUACAGAAGAAGAGAGAAGAGGAAAAGAGAAGACUGGAAUAUAGGUCAUACCGUUUGAGAGCCCAGCUGUAUAAAAAGAAAGUGACCAAUCAACUCUUGGGGAGAAAAGUUCCCUGGGAUUGACAUAAGAUUAUUUUCCUCAGAGCCUUGGAAUUUUAUUUUGUCAACCUGAAGAAGCACAACUUUACUUUUAUGAGUCUGGUUUAAUAAAACUAACUCUUUGUCUAUGUCUAAUUUAGAAGUAGUAACCUUCUAAAGAGUCUGGGGCAAAGUGGUGAUUAAGAUAAUUAAUGGUUUAGAAGCAAUAUUUUCUCUACGGUGGCCUUGCCCACUGGGUCGUUUGUUACAACAAUUUUAUCUCUUAAUUCUAGCCAAGAAUAAGUCCCUUUUUGUAUGUGUUUUUAUGCUUUUAGAAAAUAAAUAACUUCUUAUUGAUUCAUUGUAAA